Molecule: messenger RNA, 8917 nt
Organism: Gavialis gangeticus (Gharial)
Lineage: Eukaryota; Metazoa; Chordata; Crocodylia; Gavialidae
Gene: NEBL
Product: nebulette
Exons: 29
Coding region: 119-3247 (1042 amino acids)
Biological process (GO): cardiac muscle thin filament assembly
Cellular component (GO): focal adhesion; Z disc
Molecular function (GO): actin filament binding
Source: RefSeq, a predicted model, not a curated record
CAGCACAGGACGCAAGGAGAGCAUAGGUCCCAGGCACACGGAAGAAUGGAAACUGAUUGUUACAGCUCUUGACUUUUUUUUAAAUGUUGUUUUAUUGUGUUUCUUUUAGUGUAUAAAAAUGAGAGUGCCUGUUAUCCAGCAUUUCAGGGUGGGUGAGAGUGAGGAGGAGGAAGAUGAGGAAGAAGAAAAGGUAUUCUGCAAGCCUGUUACUGAGGACAGAAACAUGGAAUUGGCUAAAAGAUGCACUGAACUGAUAAGUGAUAUACACUAUAAAGAAGAGUAUGAAAAAUCUAAAGGGAAGUGCAUAUUUGUUCCUGACACCCCUCAGCUAAAUCAUGCGAAAAAUAUCAGUGCUUUUAUUUCUGAGGCAAAGUACAAAGGAUCUGCUAAGAAAGACCUCUCCAAUUCUAUCUACAAGCAAAUGCCAGCCACAAUUGAUAGUGUUUUUGCAAAAGAAGUUACACAGCUUCAGAGCAAGGUACUCUACAGACAGAAGCAUGAUGCUGAAAAAGGGGCAUCCAGUUAUGCUCACAUGAAGGAGCCUCCAGAUGUUAUGCAUGCCAUGGAAGUCAAUAAACAUCAGAGUAAUGUGUCGUAUAAAAAAGAUGUAGAAGAUAUGCAUAGAUACACUGAGGUGCUGAACAGGCCAGACAUAAAGAUGGCAACAGGGAUAACAAAGAUAAUAAGCAAUACUAAGUAUAAGAAAGGAAGAGGAGAAAUGAAUAAGGAGUCUGCUGUACUUGGAAGACCAGAUUUCGAGCACGCUAAAGAAGUUUCUAAACUUUUAAGCCAAGUUAAAUACAAAGAGCAGUUCAAAAAAGAAAUGAAGAGUCACCAGUAUAAUCCUCUUGACAGUGCUGCUUUCAAACAAGCACAGAUUGCAGCUACUUUGGCAAGUGAUGUGAAAUACAAAAAAGAUAUGGAAAGCUUGCAUGAUCCAGUUUCAGACUUACCAAACUUGCUGUAUUUAGAGCAUGCUUUGAAUAUCAGCAAAACACACAGUAAUUAUGAAUACAAGAAACUAUUUGAGAGAAGCAAGGGACUUUAUCAUUUUGCCUUGGACACAGCUGAACAGAUGCACCACAAAGAAAAUGCUGUGCUUCAAAGUCAGGUGAAAUACAAAGAGGAUUAUGAAAAAUCAAAAGGCAAAUCAAUGCUGGAGUUUGUGGAUACACCAAUUUAUCAGGUUUCAAAGGAGGUUCAAAAGAUUCAAAGUGAGAAAGCUUAUCGCAAAGAUUUUGAAGAAAUGCUCAAGGGAAAAGCAACGUUGGAUUUAGACAAGACUCCAGAAUUUUUGCACAUAAAACAUGUCACCAAUCUCCUCAAAGAGAAAGAGUAUAGAAAAGAUUUCGAAGAAGGGAUUAAAGGAAAAGGACUGACUGUGUUUGAAGAUACGCCAGAUUUGAUUAGAGUGAAAAACGCAGCCCGGAUCCUAAAUGAGAAAGAAUACAAAAAAGACCUAGAGACUGAAAUUAAAGGCAAGGGCAUGCAAGUGGGCACAGAUACUCCUGAAAUACAACGUGUCAAGAAAGCUUCUGAAAUUGCAAGCCAGAAAGAAUACAAGAAAGAUCUAGAGACAGAAAUUAAAGGGAAGGGAAUGCAAGUGGGCAUGGAUACCCCUGAAAUACAGCGAGCUAAAAACGCUUCUGAAAUUGCAAGCCAGAAAGAAUACAAGAAAGACUUGGAGACUGAAAUUAAAGGGAAGGGGAUACAAGUUGGCACAGAUACCCCUGAGAUACAGAGGGUCAAAAGAGCUUCUGAAAUAAUAAGCCAGAAAAUGUACAAAGAUGAAGCAGGGAAGAUGCUCUGUAAUUACUCUGCUGUACCAGAUACUCCAGAAAUUGAGAGGAUUAAGAGUACUCAGAAAAACAUUAGUUCGGUGUUUUAUAAGGAGGAAGUAGGUGCUGGAACUGCAGUAAAAGAGACUCCAGAGAUUGAACGAGUGAAGAAAAAUCAGCAGAAUAUUAGUUCAGUAAAGUACAGGGAAGAACUUAAACAAGCCACAGCUAUUUCUGAUCCCCCAGAAUUAAAGAGAGUCAAGGAAAACCAGAAGAAUAUUAGCAAUGUCCAGUACAAAGAGCAGCACUGUAAAGCUACAUCUGUGAUUGUCACCCCUGAGAUCGAGAGAGUCAAGAAGAAUCAAGAAAAUGUCAGCAUGGUGAAGUAUAAAGAAGAGAUUAAACAAGCCACAGCUAUUUCUGACCCCCUGGAAUUAAAAAGAGUCAAGGAAAACCAGAAGAAUAUAAGUGAUGUCCAGUACAAGGACCAGCUCUGCAAAGCUACACCUGUGAGUGUCACCCUUGAGACUGAGAGAGUCAAGAAGAAUCAAGAAAAUGUUAGCAUGAUUCACUAUAGAAAGCAGCCUGGCAAAGCUACUGCUGUGAGUGUCACUCCUGAGAUGGAAAGAGUCAAGAAGAAUCAAGACAAUAUCAGCGUGGUUAAGUACAGCAGUGAUCAGAGGCAGAUGAAAGGUAGACCUAGUGUGAUUCUAGACACACCUGAGCUAAGGCAUGUCAGAGAAACACAGAACAACAUCUCAAUGGUGAAAUAUCAUGAAGAUUUUGAGAAGACAAAGGGCAGGGGUUUCACUCCAGUGGUGGAUGAUCCUGUGACAGAGAGGGUGAGAAAAAACACUCAGGUUAUGAGUGAUGCUGCAUACAAAGGAGUCCAUCCACAUAUAGUCGAAAUGGAUAGGAGACCUGGAAUAAUUGUUGAAGACCUCAAAGUUUGGCGCACAGAUCCUGGGUCCGUCUUCGACAUUGAUCCUCUGGAAGACAAUAUUCAGUCUAGGAGUCUGCAUAUGCUUUCUGAAAAAGCAAGUCGUUACAAUAAACAGCAUUUCCAUUCUACCAGUGCUAUUGGCAUGAAUCUGGGGGAUGACAAAUUAGAUGGUUCUGAGAUGAACUCUAGCUUUUCUUACAGCAGUGAGGUAACAAGGCCAUCUGAUGAAGGAGCCCCUGUGCUUCCUGGGGCAUAUCAGCAAAGUCAGUCACAAGGGUAUGGAUACAUGCACCAGACCAGUAUGUCAUCGAUGAGGUCAUUGCAUUCCCAGCCACAUUCAGCAGGCCUGAGAACAUACAGAGCUAUGUAUGACUACAGUGCUCAAGAUGAAGAUGAAGUUUCCUUCAGGGAUGGUGACUAUAUCGUCAAUGUGCAACCGAUUGAUGAUGGCUGGAUGUAUGGUACUGUUCAGAGAACUGGGAAAACAGGAAUGCUUCCAGCAAAUUAUAUUGAGUUUGUUAACUAGUUUUUGUCUCUAGUCCUUUAAGCUUUACUCAAAACUUAACCUUUUAAAAAAAUCAGAGAAAACUUUUAUGACCACACACUCAUUACUUUGUCACUGUUAUAACAGUCCACAUUCACAAACAUAAACCAACAUACUGGUCCUUUACUGAAAAAAAAAUCAACAAGAAGCUUUGAGCUUGAAAACAGCAUUGCUUAAUAAUAAUGCUCUCUAAAAGCAUCAUGUGGAAGACUGGUGUUGCUAAUCACGUAAAGGUUUCUGUCAAUUAAUUGUGAAGGAGAAAUGUCUUUCCCAUAGAUACAAAGAGGUUCUUUCUCUUUUAAACAUAACCAUUAAAUGGAUUCUUUUCUUAUAUCACUUUGCAGUUACAAGAAACUUAAUACUCUUAGUUUAAUAACACUUUCUAAUAAUGUGAAAGCUCUUUAACAUUUGAGCAGUUAAUAUGUGAAUUAAAAUGAUAAAUCAACAAUUUUAAAUAAUGGCGGGUAACAUACUGGUAGAAGUCCUACUGCCCAGCAGCCUUAUACGUAACUUGAAAGUCUGCUUUGACAGUGAAAAAUUCUCAACUCCCACUUGCCCACACAAUUUCAUUCAUUGCUGGAUCUUCCAUUUGCUCUCAUUCAUGACUGUGACCUUCCCUUCUGUCAGUUUGGCUUGCUACCUAAUUCAUCAGUUGUGACUGUUCCUUGAUUCAUGGCAUAUUGGUAUCUUCUACACAGAACAUUUCCCAUAGACACUAUCCAGAGUGCAAAACCUAAUUGCCACCUCUUCUAUUUCCCUUUAAUAAUACUUAGCAUUUGGAUAGCAGCUUCCAUUAAAGCAUUGUACAUGCAAUAAUUCACUUCACUUCCUUUAUCCUUCUCUGUAUUACUGCUGUAAAUAGCCAGGCUGGGGCCCACAUGACAUGUGGCAACAUGAAACACACAGCUACAUUCCUUGUUCUAACAAGUGACUAACUUAAUGGCAACUUCGCUGACAAGCUGAUAUACCCACCUCUGCUGCAUCUCCAUAAACAAGUUGAGAGGAGCUCUUAUUUUGUACUGAAUUUCAGUCCAAUGGCAUACACCUUCAGUUUCUUCCAAAACUUUGUCUCUGUAUAUGUGAAGCCAUUUGGUUAUCCCAAAAUGGGCUAUACCCAUACAAAAUGAUUAAUGAAAGACAAAUGUAAUUGACCUCUGCUGAUGCUCCCGCUAGCACCACAGGAAUGCUAAGCAUACAACUAUUCUACCAGUUCUGUUCCACCUUCCUUCUUUACCUAAGGAUAAAAAAGGAAAGCUAUCAGCUGGGUUUUUUUCAGGUAUUUUUUAUCCUUAAAUCUAACAGAACCCUUCAUUCCUGCAUAAAAAAUCUUCAGAUUUUGGUUUCAGUACUAAACUGUAAAUAUUAUUGUCCCAAAUUUUAUGCAACUUCAUUACUUCUCUUCUGCUUUACACUACAUUCAGACCAAGCUAAAGGAGAAAAACAGUACCAGCUGCAAUCUUUCUGGCUUCGAUUUUCUAAGGCAUUAUCAGGACACUAUCUAGAAUGCAGCCAUAUUGCAGACAUUCUGAUUUUGUUCCUGAUAAACUGUAAGCUAUUUUUUCCAGUGCUCCUUCAGCUUGGGGUCAGGAUUGAAGGAUUCAUUGGUAUCUCAUUAGUCAGAUGCAACAGGUGAGAUGCUUUAUCACUGAAGUUCCAGGCCUGAGAAGAGAAACAUAGUGUCAGACACUCCAUCACAAAGCUCCAUUGACUUUAACUGGACUCCUCUUGGAUGCUUUGUUCCUGUCAUGUUGUUUUCCUUACAGGAUUCGCCUAAGUCAGAGGGAGGACAAAAUCCUGUAAACCUUCAUGGGGAAUGUGUAUAUGUGUGUUUAAGGAACACAUAUGGUUGUUUUUUUUAUUCUGAUGGUUCAUAAAUUCUCAUGUAUUCAGACAUGAGUUAAAAAUACUAGCCAGAGAGCUGCCAUUUGAAAUUUGGCAGGUGUGCCAGUGAUCUUGUAUGCAUUAGAUUUACAAAAUAGAGACUAAGUUAUACUAUAUUUUUUGAGAGUUUUAUAUUUCUGGUUUCACAAAGUCACCAAGCCGGCACUAUUUCAUUUAACAGAAAUGAAGGAAAGCAGUAAGUAUUCAUGAUGGGAGAAACCCCCCCCAAAACAAACAACAGCCACCCCCACCCCCUCACCACAAAACCCUGUUAGUGCUAGACAGCUGCCAGCUCUGCUUUGCAUAAUAUUUAAAAAUAACAAGUUCCUGCAAUUCCACUGGAUAGUUGAGUAGGGGGCCUAUCCAAAGCUGGCAGACAGAGAACAAUAACUUUCAAUGAUUAUGUUUAAAAAAUAUAGUAGUGAGUCCAUAAAUAUUGAAAAGUAAGUGGGGUGCCUAUAUUUUCUUGUCAGAGAACUCAUUUUAAGGAUGAUGCUUUUAGGGUUCAGGAGCAUGUCCUGAGGUGGUUAAAACCAGGAAAAAUAACUUGGUAAGGAUGGAACUUUUUUGUUCCAUAGAUAAGCCUGAGUCUGCAACUACACUGUGCUUUUAAUAUUCUGUGGAAGACUGUGAGUUUUGCUUAGGGAGCAGCUGCAGCCACAGGCCCUUAUCCUUUAUCGUUGACUUCCAUAACAAAUUGGCUAGCUUUGCAAGUCAAACAACUUCUUUCAAGCUGCUGAUACUUUAAGCCAAGCCUAAAAGCUUUCUGAAAAGCAGUCUGGUUUUGCAUCAGCUAUAAUCACAAGUCUUCAACAACAGAUACGAAAAUCACACUUUAUGAUGGUUGGCAAUUUUUUCUGAUGAUGUCUGAGGUAGAACUGGAUAUCACUUGCUGUUGUGCUGCUAUAUUAGCUUUGUAGUGCUGACAACAGUAAAAAUAAGUUGUCAGUGUGCUAAGCAGAUAUAAAUAAAAAGAUGCAUAAGGUACAGAUAUAUAUAGUAUCAAGUUGCUGUUUUUAGUGUCUUAAAAAAAAGCCCAUAAUCACACUAGCAUUCUUCACAUUAGCUUGGAAGAUAAAUAUUUAGUAUUGAACUCUGUAUGUAUGUUAAAAAGGAAAUUCAGAAAUAAAUAUUUUAUGAAAUUAGAAGACUAUGUUAUGCUAAGCAGUGGAAAUAAAAUUAUCUUUUUGAAUUUUGAAUAUUCUAUAGCCUGGCAAAGUAUUUAAAGCAAUUUCCAAAAUAAAAAAGGUCAAGAAAACAAAACAGUAUGUGAAUCAUAUUUCUCUUGAGAAUGGUAUAUCAUCAUAAUUACUGAUUUCUGUUUAAAAUAAUGAAUGUUUAGCAUUUCUCGUAGUGAAAUCUUUUACUAAUUCAUGUUCAUUUAGCUUUUAUUUUAAUAUACAACAAACUAAAUUCUCAUUACAGAGCACUGUUAUUAGCAGAGUUUCUCAUUACUCAGAAUGAGUGUGCCCAGUUAGCAAAAUCUUUUGACACCAAAAUAUUUUCUCUACAAAAUCUCACCUGAACACCCAAAAUUUGCAAGCUGUUUCUUACAAGGAGUUUCUUAGGCCAUGCUAGUAUGCAGUGGAAUGUCAGGAUAGUUCAGUGCAAAAUACUGCUUUUUCAUCCUUAAAAUAGCCAACAAGCAGGGAUAGUGCAAAUCUAGUUCUAGUUUAACAGUGUUUCAACAUUACUCUUUGUCUGUUGCUUACAUAGACACAUCUCACUGGAGAAGGAAAGGACCUGUCUAAAGAGGCAGUUUGCUGAAAAAUUCUAUACUUGGGAGUUCAUUCAUCUCUAAGGACAUAUCUACAUGUCGCCUGUUGGAAGUAGUAAUGCACGGCGCAGUACAGGUGGUUACUGCACCAUGCAUGUGGCACACAGGUAAAUUUUGCCACUGUGUCACUGUAAUGGCAUGCUACACCUGGCGCUACACACACGAUCACUACAUCGCCAUAGCAUGCUGUACAGCAACAUAGCACAUCGCAUAUGUAGACGUGCCCUAAGGGUUGCAAAAAGAAGGGCACUAUAAUAUGCUAUUUUUCUUUAUGGACACAUAUAAAGGUAACAUAGUAAAUAAGAUAAAAAUACACAUAAACAUACAAAAAACAAGUGGGUGCCUUGUGGCUCAUUAUCUUAGUUGCCCAUUUACUUGCCCAUCUUUUUUUUUUUCCCUAAAGAAAGCUAGAGAUACUUCAGCUGUCAUAAUCCAGUACAGAAGAUUAGUAUUUAAUUGAUGAAAUGGGAUUCUCGUGAUUACAUUUGAUAUACUACACACCAUUUAAACUGAUCAGGUUUUUACAGGAAAUCAUCAAUACAUUAUAUUCUUGAUAAAUACAUCUCUUCUAAGAUAUCCUUGGGGAUAUAGAAGGCCUCAAGCACUGAGGAUGACAUUAAUUUUAGUUUUUAUGGUACAAUGACUACACAUCACCUUAUGUUAUAAAAUAGUCAAAAACACAAAGUGGCAGAAUGUGGAAUGAGAAAUAAAAUCUGUUAGACUUUAAGUGUUUUGAAUAGCAUUCUCCAUUAAAUAUGGAGCAAGCUUUAGUGGCUAAAUAUUUAAAUUGUGUCCUAAAAAGGGCAACAGAUGCUAUCUAAUGGUAGAUCUCCAGACUACUGCAUACACCUGAGUGUUUUGUGCUGGCAGAGGCAAAAUUGCUGGUGUGAGUUAAAAGAAUAAAGCAUUCUGCAAUGCUUAUGCUGUAGGAACCCCCAGCUCCAAAUCGCUCUCUGGAAGAAAACUUGUAGCUAUUUUCCUUCCUUACCUUCCUGCACUACAACCGUAUACUGAAAGGAAUUCAUAUGCUUUUUUGUGUCUGUUACAUAGAGUUUACAUAUUGUACUUAAGUUGUAAUCCGGUUGCUGUUGAAACUCUUUUUUUUUUAAUUUUAGGGGGAAAAGUAAGUUAUACUGUAGCAUUACAAUCAUGUGUACUUAGUAUUACAUAUUACAAGUUGCUAGGCCAACAGAAAGCAGCACUGACUGUAUUAAUAUUGAUUAGCAUGAUGUGGAAACACUCUCAGCUGUUGGUUUUUGCAAUGUGAUAUAAAAAGCAAAAAUGAACCGCUCUGCAGUUUGGCAUAUAUUUGCUUUAAAGUGUGUAAAGUUCUAGUUAUUUUGCAAAAAUGUACUUUAUUUGGGAAUAUGCCGUUAUGAAGGAAAUGUUUGUUUUUUUUUCAAAGGAUGGGAAUUAUUACCGGAUUCUUUGCUGUAUUGCUUUAAUUUGGCUUUUGUUAUGCAAAAAGUUAACACCAGCUAUUAAAAUAUAUUUUAGUAGAAAUGCUUUAAUUCCUGUUUUUUCCCCUCUACACUGUGAAUCUUUAAGCCUUGGUGGACUAGAGCAACAUCAUGCUGCCCAAGCUACUAACCUAUGCAAACUAGUUCACAUUUUAGUUGUCACAGUGGAUGUAACAUAAAAAUUUAUUUUGCAUAACAUGAUAUGGCAUUCAAAUAAAAUAGUAAACCCAGCAUUAUGUAUGUACUAUAUUAAUAAACAACAUGCUUCAAAGCUACCAUACCCAUUAAUAUAGUUUAUAAGAGUUAAGUAUUUAUUUCUUUAACCAAGGAUGCUUUACUUUUUUCAGACAUAAAUGGAAAAUAUGCCAUAAAUAUGGCUGAAAUCUGGUUACCAGACGUGUUUUCCUAAAAUAGCAUUUUAUUUCAGAAAUGCACUCUUUUUAGGCAAUGAAUAUGCUUUCUUCAGACUGUAUUUGUAACCCAUCAAUAGCACAUUCAUUUCACAUUUCAUCUCCCUUGGUUUGCUUAAAUAAA